AUGGCCUACCACCCGUUCCUGCUGCAGCGGCCCACGGACUUCAGCGUCAGCUCGCUGCUAACGGCCGGCGGGGGCGGCGGCGGCCUGUCGGCGAGCGGUGGCGGAGGCGGCAGCGGGGGCGGCAGUCCGGCCCCACCGCCCCCGACCGGCUGCCAGGCGGGAGGCGGCAGCAGUAGCGGAGGCAGCACCAGCAGCAACGGACCCGCGACGACGCCGCCCGGCGCCGCGCAGCAGCCGCCCCCGGCCCUGCCUCCGCCCCCGGCGGCGCCGGCCGUUCCUCCGCCGCCGCCACCUCCGCCGCCCCCGCACCCGGCGACGGCGGCGGCGGCGCACCAGUACCACUUCCUGGCGGCGGCAGCUGCCGCGGCGGCGCUGGGAGGUGCCGUCGGCCCCUACAAGCUGCCCCCGGUCGCGGUGCCGCCCCCGCUGGCGGCGCACGCCGCCCACGCCGGCCCUGGCGGCCCGGCGCACGCCUACACCACGGCCGAGGAGGUGCUGGCGGCGGCGGUCGCGUCGCACCACCCGCACCACCCCGCGCUCGUGCGGCCGCUGAGGCCGCCGCUGCCGCCCGACGACGACGGCGUCGUCGACGACCCCAAGGUGACCCUCGAGGGCAAGGAGCUCUGGGAGAAGUUCCACAAGCUCGGCACCGAGAUGGUCAUCACCAAGUCCGGCAGGCAGAUGUUCCCGCAGAUGAAGUUUCGCGUGUCGGGGCUGGACGCGAAAGCGAAAUACAUCCUGCUGCUGGACAUUGUGGCCGCCGACGACUACCGGUACAAGUUCCACAACAGCCGGUGGAUGGUCGCCGGAAAGGCUGACCCUGAAAUGCCUAAGCGCAUGUACAUCCACCCAGAUAGCCCAUCCACGGGCGAACAGUGGAUGCAAAAAGUCGUUUCCUUCCAUAAGCUGAAGCUGACCAACAACAUUUCCGACAAGCACGGCUUUGUAAGUACUACCAUCCUCAACUCGAUGCACAAGUACCAGCCGCGCUUCCACCUCGUACGGGCCAACGACAUCCUCAAGCUGCCCUACUCCACGUUCCGCACCUACGUCUUCAAGGAGACCGAAUUCAUCGCCGUCACCGCCUACCAGAACGAAAAGAUCACGCAGCUGAAGAUCGACAACAACCCCUUCGCCAAGGGCUUCCGCGAUACGGGGGCCGGCAAGCGUGAGAAGAAGCAGGCGCUACUGGCAGCUCAGAGGCAUCCCGCGGCCGCGGUGGCGGCGGCUGCGGCGGCGGCCGCGGCGGCGGAUGAGGACGACCGCCUGCUCGACGUGGUGGGCACCGGCGCAGACCCGCCCCCGCUACACCUGCACCACGCCCACUCCGCGUGGUUCUCGCUGUCCGCAGCGGGCUCGGCCCCCGACAUGUCUGCGGGCGAGGAGGCGGCGCUGCGGCGGCGGCUGCACCAGCACCAGCACGCGCACGGCCACGCCGUGCCGCCCCCGCCCCUCGGCCACCACGACGACAGCGAGCGCGACGGCAGCGACUCGAGCUGCUCCGAGUCGACGGCCGCCGGCGACUACCCGGCGCCCAACAUCUCCGUGGGGCCGCCCAUUCACCCGCCGCCCCACCUGCUGCCCUACCUCUACCCCCACGGGCUGUACCCGCCGCUGGCGCCCGGCCCGCCGCUGUCGCUGUUUGCGGGCCCCGGCGGCGCGCCCGGCGCCGCCCCCGGGCUGCUGUUUAACGCGCAACUGGCCCUGGCCGCGCAGCACCCGGCGCUCUUCGGCCACUACUCGGCGCUGCACCACCCGGCCGCGACAGCCGGCGGGGGCGGCGCCGGGGGCGGCGGCGCGCUGCACCAUCCGCUGGGAGCCAAGGGCGGCCGCUUCGCGCCCUACUCGCUGCCCGGCAACUCCGUGGGCUCCGCCUUCGAGACGGUGACGCCCGGAGGCGGCACCGGCGGGGGUGGCAGUCCCAAAUCGCACCUGCACGCGCCGCCCCCGCAGCACACGCCUCCCGGGCCACUGCCGCAGCCGACGCCCCUCGGACCGCUAUCCACCGGCUCGAGCUCGCCCCCAGCUUCGCCGCCGCACCAGCAACAGCAGGAGGCGGCGCCGCCCCCACCACCCGCGCCCGCCGCCACCGCCAGUGAGCUCAAGAGCAUCGAGAAGAUGGUGAACGGCCUCGAGGUGAAACCGCGCGACGCCUCUCCCAAGUGCGGCGACGACAAGGUGGUGGUCUAGCGAUCGCGGACUCCCUGCGAUGUCGUCCUUUCCUCCAGUCGGCGCGGCUGAACCCGGGGUCGACGUCUCUGAACGCCUCCAGUCCUUCAAUAUCUUCCACAGUCCAAAAGUCGGGCUGUUACCUUGUUGUACAGUUAGUAAUGUGCUAUCGACGAUAACUCUGACUGCAGAAUAAAGUGGGAGGAGCGAGCAUGAGUUUAAGCGCUUCAUACACUGGCUGGCGUCUUUCAGAGGCAGUAGUAAUUUAAUGGAGCAUUUUUGUUCAUAAAAUCCGUAUGAUGAUUGCGGUCUUGGUUGAGAUGUGCUUCUCCUACAGAAAGUACAACUGCUGUUCCAUCAACAAUUUGAAAAAAAGAUAUGUCCUGUCCGAUGGUUAUUAAAACCAAACAUUUCGUGUCACUACUGAAAGAACAUCAUUUUGUGUCACUAUUGGAAGAACCACCUUAUUUACGGAUGUGCGUUUCACUGUGCACGCCAUCUAUGGUAAACAUAGGUGCUGCCUACAUUGCCGUGUAGUAUGACAGCCUGUUGACUCUCCAUCCUCCUCCCACGUAUUCUCCAUGCUGUAAGAGCUGACAUCGUUUUUCUAACGAUAGAACACCGACUGAGAAAAAGGCUAUACACACAAAGAACAAUGAAAAUUGCUGCAUUGAAGAUUUUUUGUUUAUAAUUUUCCGCCUUACUAGAAACCGCUUAGUUUUGUGGAACUAACAGCGGCCUUGUCAAAUUCAUUUCCACUACUGUACAGAAGUUUAUAAUUUUGCCAAGAAGGACAGCGGACACGCCUAGAAACGAGUGAAACGAACCGUUGGUACAUGGACUUCUCUUUUGAAGAUAAACGAAAUGGACAUUUUGAUCAACGAGUUUCGACACACCGUCUGCCCCCCAUCUGAAAACUAGCGUCGAGGUUGCGCUUUGUAAUACGAUAUCUACAGCUAGCUGUACACAUAUUAUACAUAAAUAAUUUUAAACUAUGUAAAUAGAAGAAGAUUCAGCAAAUAACAAUAUGCAUCAUGUACCAUAGAACGUCUGUGUAUAAGUGAAUAAAAUGUUUUAUUUAUACCAAAGAAAGUAUGUUUGUUUAUAAAAAAUACAAAAUUAUUGUCUCUUGUAAAUCAUAGUGAACAUACGAAGCUGGAACAUGUGCAGUGACGAAUAGAUGAAGUAGGUCUUUGAGCUUUUGUGUGUCCCUGGCCUGCCUUUGUAUAAUAAAACAAUUUUUAAAAAAAUGAAAAAGAUAAUAAGCACGUUUGUAAGUACAAUCAUGUAAUUCUUUUCUGUUUACUGAUUUGUAAGGCAUGGUAAGAUAACCUAUCUGCUUGUGAUCUUGUUUCAUUAACGACACGAUUUGUACGCCUCCUUUUAUAUGAAACGCAGUAAUUUGUUGAGAACAUUGCCACACGUAUUAUACGAUUUACUCUGACUCUGCAUGCGGAAUAUUUUAUGCAAUAUAUUCUGAAGAGUACAAAUUUCUUACCUGUGACGCCAGUCUGGCCUGUAACUCAUGGAUUCACACAACAAACGAAAAUAACAAGACUCAUUCCUUUCUCGUAGCACCCACAAUAUCUACCUGCCAAUAGUAGUGCUUUUAUAGGUAGUUCUGGCUAGUAAUUUAUUGACUUGCCCGCCAUUCAGGAAUAGAUCUGGGCAUAUUCACUAGUUUCUCACAAAAAUGCCUAAAGAAAGCAUUAUCGAAUCACUGUGUUUUAACUCUGUGUUAUGUUACAGGGAAAAUAACAGGAAACGUUGCAUUUAAUAGGAAUCAGUCAGCAACCAAUUUUUUUUUUCCUUCUGAAAUGUAGUGUACGUUAAGGAAGUUCACGACACCCAUGUGCAAUUUUUAUAUUAAAUAAGUUCUGUAUGGAGCUUCUCAUAUUUCAGUUCCACAUUUGGAAUAAGAAGAUACAGAUUUUGCGCGUUGCUCACUGCAUAGAUUCUCUAUACAGGCGUUUUCAGAUCCUUGGUGGUAAAAAAGCGGGACUCGUUUCCAGCUUUCUGGAGAACGUGGCCCUACGACUUCGAUUUCUGAAGAUCCUUCCCCGCUAUCGAUGUCAGAGAUGAUUGGUCUUUAACAAUAAGUGUGUCCUUGCAACAUAUUCUAGGGAGUGCUGAUACAUCACAUCCACUCGCUAUCAAUCCAGUGGGUUUUGUAUGGUUCUUCUUGAGUGGAUGAAGUCAGAGCAUGUAACCAAAAGACCAUGCUGAUUGUACAGUUAUUACUGGGAGUCAGUCAGAAACCCUCAUACUCUGAUAUAUUGGUGAGAACCAUGAUACCACUUUUUAUUAAUCAGCUCAUUACAUAAGUGUUGUGCCAGUGUAAAAGGGAUUACAUUUCUCCACAGAAUUGUGCAUUAAUUUUACUGUCGUACUGUAACUACAUAGACUACCAACCAGUAUGGGAAAUUAGUUCUGUAAUAUCCUACUGAAGGGCAUGCUGUCUUCCAUAAGAUAAAAGUGUAAGAGCAGAGUAGGCAGUUUUUGACUACUAGUCCUAAUGCAGCGGUUCCAUACGUUUUCCUAUUAAAAAACCUUAAAAAAUUACACCAUCCCAUGGAUCCCAAUUUCAUACUACAGUGGCUGCAAAACCAAAACAUUGUGUUGAAUACUGCUGUUACCUGCUGUUACAUAUUGCCACCACAUGCAAAAUCGGAUAACCAUAUCAGAGUUGACAGCAUUUUUUUAAAUUUAAUUUUCAUAAUUGACUUACUCAGUUUGAUAUCAAAUACCCUUUGCUGAAAACUCUGUGCACCAAUGGGAAGUAUUAGUAUUCUGAGUAAUACAGUUUGGAAACCACUGCGGUAGCGGAUGUACCCGAUUUAUGCCCGCUAAUUUCGUUAUUGUUAAUGAAACACAUAUAUUUGAAAAAUACUACACUCGUGUAUCAAAUUUUUCUUUUAAAUAUGUUUUAGUUUUGGAAUAGCUAAUUACCAACACACAAGUUUCUCUAGAACCUACAAGCAAGGUUUUUAUAAUCCAAAUAAAACAAAUUCAUCACCUGUUAUCCAUAUCAAGGAAAAGGCAUCACGGUUUCCAGUGGCGAGCCUGUUUCCUCCCAGUCGUAUUGCAAGAGCUUGCCUGCUUCUCAUUAUUUUCUGUUGAUUUAGUUUAAACUUCAUAGAAAUAUAGUUAUGAUGACAUUACCGAAUCGCUAUUUUAAAAUUAUUUUUUAGUUAUUGUUACAUGUAAGCACUUACCUCUCGAGUUGUGUCUUACUACUUACUGCUGUAUUGUAAUUGCGUUGGGGAAGCCGCUUCUCGCCACAUAUAGCUGACAGGGAAUACAGGUAUGUCGCUGGUGCCUUUCCCCGCUUGCAACGCCAUAAAUACGAAGCUGUCAAGACAAUGACGAAACGGUUCUGUCCACUUCUCCCGAACUGCAAAUACUUCACAGGAAAAGUGAAGGAACCGAACUCUUAGCAAUAAAUAACUUUUUCUUAGGCUGCUGUUAUUAUUGUGAAAUAA
This is a messenger RNA of Schistocerca serialis cubense, 5651 nucleotides long. RefSeq names its product optomotor-blind protein-like. NCBI's taxonomy places the organism in Eukaryota, Metazoa, Arthropoda, Insecta, Orthoptera, Acrididae. Gene Ontology annotation, molecular function: DNA-binding transcription factor activity, RNA polymerase II-specific; RNA polymerase II cis-regulatory region sequence-specific DNA binding. The record is from RefSeq and is a predicted model, not a curated record. The coding region runs from base 1 to 2190 and encodes 729 amino acids. Gene Ontology annotation, cellular component: nucleus. Gene Ontology annotation, biological process: cell fate specification; regulation of transcription by RNA polymerase II; positive regulation of DNA-templated transcription. The transcript has 10 exons.